This is a messenger RNA of Caenorhabditis bovis, 654 nucleotides long. The record is from the annotation of a GenBank genome assembly. NCBI's taxonomy places the organism in Eukaryota, Metazoa, Nematoda, Chromadorea, Rhabditida, Rhabditidae.
AUGCAAGGUUUGGAUUUGGAAAAUAUUAUGAUAGGGGCCUAUCAUUUUUCGAAUCAGGGACCAUUUUCGAAUAUUGUGGAUUCUGAGAAAACUUAUAGAUAUUGUCGAUUGCACAUUCAGACAUGGGUUUAUGUACACUGUGUAGUGAGUAUGAUCACAUCCAUUAUUGGUAUCGGUAUUGGAAUCAUAUUUCUCACACUCUCCGAAUGGCAUGAAAAACUAUUCAUAUAUCGUUUAACAUUAGCGUAUAUGCGACGAGCCAAUCCAAUCCGUUAUUGGAUGGUCUAUCGAAUAUUUUUCAUUGUUUGGAUUCUCUUUCAUUUGAUUCACUUUGCCACUAUUUUGCUCACAAUCGUGGCGGUUCAAAAAAACAGUAUCAAGUUGUUGAAACCUCAACUGGUCAUGCUUAUUUUUCUCGCAGGCUCAUUGAUUUUCGGUUUUUUCGGUCUUCUUAUUAUAAGCGUUACCGGCUCGAAGUUUGCUUGGAUAACAAUCGGAAUCAUCUUGUUUCAUUUGUUUUUUGUUGCAUCAAAUCUCAUCCUUCUCUCAGCAUAUCAUAAAUUUCUUGAUGAAAAAAUCAGCGCAUUAAAUGAAUUGUUAAUGCAACAGGCGAAGACAGUUCAUUUCAAAGACACUUCAUCGGAAGACUCUUGA